Esox lucius (northern pike) is the source of this 1583-nucleotide messenger RNA. RefSeq names its product glutamate-rich protein 6. The coding region runs from base 139 to 1464 and encodes 441 amino acids. NCBI's taxonomy places the organism in Eukaryota, Metazoa, Chordata, Actinopteri, Esociformes, Esocidae. The record is from RefSeq and is a predicted model, not a curated record. The transcript has 11 exons.
AAGAUUUAGGUGGCCACAAUCGAGGCUUCCAUAAGGAUGAUGUCACCAUUCUGACCCAUGAGAGAGAGGAGCAUGUGCAUGAGACAGAUGAAUCGUCUUCUACUUUAGAGCAGGAACUCACUGAAGUUAUUUUUGCUAAUGGACCAUUUGACAGAUCCACCGACUCCCACCUCUGGUUUUCUGGGAGUUCUUCGAUAUAAGCGGGAGUCCCAGGACCCAGCUUCAGACCCAAGGGACCUCCUUCCAGAGCCCCAAUCCUUCAGCGAUUCUCCUGUGCUGUGUGAGUACUGUGGAGAGAAAGCCAAGCCUCCACUUGACCGAGCGUUUGCAGAGGAACCAGAGCUGUUCUGCUGUGCCCAGUACCAGCAGAUGUGUGAGAUGCUGGCCCAUGAGAGGUGGCUUGUCCUGCAGAGACCUGACCCAGAGGACGAUGCAACGCUCACGCCUGACAACCAACAAACCAGGAAGGAGGAGGAGCUGCAGGUCCAAGCAAGAGAAAGAGCGGCGCGCAGAAAGCAACGAGAGCGACUCUACCAGGAGGUACAACCAACCCACCCAUCUGAAGAUAGCUACACACACUUCUGUAGGACCAUCAGCUUUCUGCUAUCCACCUGUACACCCAAAGAGGUACAGUCGGCCGUUACACAGCAUCCUGCGUUUGAGGAGGACCUGGAAAAACAACAGGGAGAACUACUUUCUGACCAUGCGUCUUCUAAGUUCGGAAUGUCUCCACAUCAGGAAGGUGCAGGAGUUCUGGAAAAGUAUUACGCCUGCGGGAUGAAGUUUCUCACCAUACUCCCGGACAGUACUGGCCAGGUUUACUAUCCCUCUGGCUACCUGGCCCUGAUCAUCAUCUCCGACGAAAGAAGGAAGGUAUGCAUUGUGUACGAUGACCGCACCCAUGACCAUCCAAUCAGGGCCCUGUUCCAUUCUGAUGGGAGGGCCACAUGUUACCACAGCAAUGGUAAUGUCUGGCUGAGCUUGGAUGUGUCCGGGGGUCAGUGUCUGAAUGAGGCAGGGGCCAGGAUCAAAAGAUGGCGUUGGAGCGCCCACGGCCAGACACCCACUCCCCUACGGCCCGUCUUCCUGUCUCUAAACAGCAGCAUGGGGGUGCGGGUCCUGGGACAGGAACACGUAUUCGUCUCUUUCCUUGCCGGUGGCCAGCAGGCAAAGUUCAGCGUGGGGGCUUGUGUGCAGCCAGCAGCUCAGGGGAUCAGUAAUGCUCCAGGUUCCUUAACAUCCAAAGAGGAGUUGUUUCUGAUGGCUGGGCGGUUUGAGGUCCAUCAGAUCAUCAGGCAUCUCCACCAAUGCCUGAGAUCCCCCUCCAACCCGAGGCGCCGGAGAGCUGCACCAACCCUGAGUCUUCUUUCUCUGGCCAAAAGGCUGUUGAACUUAAGUUGUUCCAUUCAGCUUGAGGAGAGUGAGAGGGCGUUUGUCCAGAGGUGCCUUCAGGAUUGCCUGUGAUCUUUACUUUGGUCGUCACACCAAGCAGGCAACAUACAGACUGACACACAUUUGCCUUUUGAGAUCUCAGAUUAGGUGUGUGAUGUGUAAAAAGCCUGACUCUGAAAGCUGAAACUACA